Zingiber officinale is the source of this 1062-nucleotide messenger RNA. RefSeq lists its product as uncharacterized. Bases 1 to 768 code for a protein of 255 amino acids. The record is from RefSeq and is a predicted model, not a curated record. NCBI's taxonomy places the organism in Eukaryota, Viridiplantae, Streptophyta, Magnoliopsida, Zingiberales, Zingiberaceae. The transcript has 2 exons.
AUGGCACUCGACCUCCCCGCGCGAGAUACGUCCGCCAUAAGCAAAGCCACCGCUUCCUUUGCUGACGCAAAAGGUCGACGCGUGGCGGUCGUGGAGACACGCGGCGUCACUCCCUUGGCGGAACCUUUUGGGCCGAAAGCUUCGGCAGCACAUCUGAUCCGCCCCCGGCACGGCAACUGCAUCACCGUCGCCCACGGACAUGAUUCGAUCUGCGCCUGGGUCGGUGACGCCAUCGCCGACCCGCUCCCCACUAUUCGCCGUCACCGUCGCGUUGACGUCACCGCCCAUGUGAUCCGGAGGCCACCACCACCGCUUCCGCCGCCUAUAAGUGCGGUUUCCUCUGCGCUGCCUUGCACCUCGUUCGCCCUUCGGUUCUGCGCCAUGGAAGUGGCAGCGAGCUCGGCGGACGGGGGGUUGGGAUUGGGGGCAGGAGUGGAUGCGUGGGCGGCGGCGUCGCUGGCCAUCGACGGUGGGGAGUCGCCGGAGAGGAGGACGGCGCGGAUGGUAAGGGAGGUGAUCCGGGAGAGCCCGGUGGUUGUGGUCGGCCGGCGUGGGUGCUUCAUGUGCCAUGUGAUUCGACAGCUGCUGGCGGCGGUGGGCGCCCACCCCACGGUGAUCGAGAUGGAGGAAGGCGAAUCGCCCGCCGCCGACGCUGCGGCUCUCCCCGCCCUCUUCAUUGGCGGAGAGAGCGUGGGCGGGAUCGAGGGGCUCAUCGCGCUCCACCUCGGCGGCCGUCUCGUGCCGCUCCUCCGGGAGGCCGGCGCCUGAGACGCCCAUCCGUCGUGCUGUUGAGGUCAAUUGCGUAAUAUCACGGUCUCUGCGGGUGGAGUGCUUUGGAAAGGAUUUGUCGUGACGCACCGUCAUACCUGCCGUUUGAUUGGUGUAUAUAUCUAUGGUGAAACUUGAAAUGAAUGGUACACCGUGUGCGUGUCUGAAACUUGUUCGGUUGUACAUAGAUAUGGAAAAUAUAUAGGGUGUAAGUGACAAAUGUGGACAUGAUACAAACACAACGUCUGUGAAUUCAGAAAUUUCAAGGAGGAUAAUGAAAUAUUUGUUGGACUA